GAAUAACACUUCCUUGUUGUUUUAAGAAUUCUAACAUGCAAACGCUCGUCUUUUUGACAAUAUUGAGAUUAACUUUGUCCUCUGGAUACCAAAUCCUAUCUCAGAAUAAGGAGACCGAUCAGGCUAAGGAGGUACCCCUCUGUCAAAACACUGGAACCUGUCAGCAGUAUAAUUCCAGUCAUGCAGUAGAUGGAAACAUUACCAUGUGUACAAGGACAGCACCUAUUGGAACUAGUUAUCCAGAUAAAUGGACAUGGUGGUAUGUUGACCUUGAGAAAGUACUCAGCAUCUACAGCAUCAGAAUACAGUUCAAGGACUAUGAAGAACAAUAUGUUAAGAGACAAAGAGGGUGUUUUGCUGGUUUUUCGCUCUAUGUGUCGAACACAACUAAAAAGGAGGAUGGGUAUCUAUGUCACAAGAACGGACAGGAGCUACCGACCUUGGAUUUAAAUACAACUUGCGUGAAACACGGACGUUACGUUAUAUUUUACAAUGAAAGACUUGGUGGAACAACUUAUCCUACCGGAUAUGAAACAUCCCAUAUUUACACUGAAUUGUGUGAAGUAACAGUAACAGGUUGUAAAGAAUCCGGUGUGUAUGGAUAUAACUGUGAUCUACCCUGCCCAAACAACUGUCAGGAAUUGAGAUGUGACAUUGUCAAUGGAACGUGUUUGGGUUGUACUGCAGGAUGGGUGGGAGAGUUUUGUAACAAAUCCUGUCCAGCUGGAUAUUACGGUCUACAGUGUAGAUCUACGUGUACUGGACACUGCAGAGACAGUCUGUCCUGUAAUCAUACCACUGGACAAUGUGACUAUGGAUGUGGUAAUGGAUGGACAGGAAUGCAUUGUAACAGACGUAAUUUAUUCAUAUCGAAAACAAAUCAAAUACAUCUACUAAUUGUAGUGAAACACGGAAUAUCAACACAUGAUUAAUUUAGACUUAUCUAAACAUCAAAGUAUUAGUGAAGUAGCCUCAUUUGUUAAACAAAAAUUUAAAGAUAUUAAAUAGUCUGAUAAAACCAUUUUUACCAGA
Ostrea edulis (European flat oyster) is the source of this 1032-nucleotide messenger RNA. RefSeq lists its product as uncharacterized. The coding region runs from base 36 to 932 and encodes 298 amino acids. The transcript is spliced from 5 exons. The record is from RefSeq and is a predicted model, not a curated record. Gene Ontology annotation, molecular function: scavenger receptor activity. NCBI's taxonomy places the organism in Eukaryota, Metazoa, Mollusca, Bivalvia, Ostreida, Ostreidae.